AUUAAACCUUUGAUAAAUCAUCAUAAAAAAUCUGUUGCAAAUUCAAAACCACAGAUUGAAACCGUCGAAACGAUCGCAGAGCAUUCUUAGAUGUGAUAAAGAGCAACCGCAACGGCCACUUUUCAAAUAGAUUUCUAAAUGUAUUUGAAUGAGAUUCAGUAAUCUAACAGCCAAUUGAUGGACAUUGAACAAGCUCGACGUCGAGAGCCAUCCUCCAUGAACUAAUUGUCAAAGCCUACCCAACAACACCUCGGUCCCUAUUUAGCCACAUAUUUUAACACGGUAGUCACAAAGCGACUACAGAACCCCAGAGGAAUCCCUUAGCUCCCUGAAUUGAUUGGGGGCGUGUGUUAUUUGUAUGAUAGGUCGGCAAGCAAAGGCUGGAGUAUGCUGAGCAAAUGUAUCCAAUGGGGUGGCUCAUUGGGCAGGGACCUUCCAGCAGGAUAGGUUUUCUGUACCUCGCUCCGUGCCGUGGAAAUGUUGGCCAGGAAGUAAGCAAGGUUUUGGCUAGGUUUUCUUUCUCUGCCAGGCUUCGAAAUGUUGCCCAGGAAGUAAGCGAGGUUUUGGCACAUUGUCGCUUUCUUAGCCGUAACGGUAGUGCAUACAACCAAAUUGUGGGCAGAGGGUUCGUCUUCCGCGGUACACGGUGUGCAUGCUGGAGACUGGGUCGCCAUCUUGAUCCUCUAUUUGUCUGGACUGAUGAUCCAGUCCGAACCUUGCUUUACAAGCGGGUACAGGAGCAAGCACCUCCGUAAGGAUACUGACUGAAAUCCAGAGGUUCAGGGUGGAGACGGAGAGGAGAAUUAACAUCAGCGUUUUCCUUACCCAUUGUUUUCUGAGAACUUGGUUAUCGCUUCAUACUUCGAGGCUCCAAUUUCCUUCUCCUCUGGCGGAGUGUAUCGAGCAGAGAUAGAAUUCGAUUUGUGAUUCGCCACCUCCCUGGUGUGUUGCUUUGAGAUCACAGUCCCUGCCUUUGGCACCAAGGCUCCCAAGGCCUCUGUCUCUGCAUAUCUGUGUGUAGUGGAAAGGGAGAAUUCAGAUUUGUGAUAGGCUUUGUCCUGCUGGGUUGUUCUGAUCGAAGUCAUUUCCUUUGGAACCAAAUUUUCAAAAGCUCCUCGCUCUUGACGGGUGUUCGUCGCAAAGGAGAAUUCAGAUUUGUGUUUUUUCUCACCUCCUACUGCGUUGCACUGAGAUCGCAGUCCUUGCCUCUAUCACCAAGGCUUCUAAUUGCCAUAUCUCCGCUCCCAAAACGUUAAAGUUCUAUCGUUGAGAUUGAGGGAUCAGAUUUGUGGUUCUCAUCCUCCCUGCUGAGUUGCUCUGUUAUUUCAGUUACUUCUGCCAACAUCGUACUGCAGUCGCAGUCAUUGCUGUUUCAUCUUGCUCCCAGAGUUUGGGUAAUCUCUAUUUCUUAGGUGUUCUCUGUACAUGCCUUUAUGAAGGCUUAGCAGGUUUCCUAUGGCUUCUACCAAGUGGGCCCAAAUGAGUCCAGUACCCACAGAACCUAUGACAGGGACCAAGGAAAUAUUGUUGGAGUUUCGGGCGGGGAAGAUGCACUUGGAAAAUUCACGAGUCCACUCCGAUCCUCGAAAAGGCUUGGUCCGCAUUGUUCGAGCAGAUGACAGCCUUGUGCACUUUCAGUGGUUGGAUCGAGUACUCAACGUCGUCGAAGAUGACCAGAUUGUAUUUCCCGAGGAAGCGAUUUUUGAGAAGGUUUCGCAAACGUUAGGACGUGUCUAUAUAUUAAAAUUCAAAGAAGAUAAUCGAAAAAGCUUCUUCUGGAUGCAGGGUCCGAGAGCCGAAGAAGAUGAAGAGCUGUGCAGCUUAGUCAAUAUUCAUCUGAACCGACCUUUAGCAGAGAUGGGAGGUGAUGAAGAGCCGGAAUCACCUUUGCAACCUGUUUCGGAAACUUCAGAAGGAGGAGACACAGCGGAGGUUUCAUUAAGAGAUGUGAAUUUAGUCAGUUCUAUCGGAGAACCUUCACCGUCAUCAACAGGAGCUGUACAAUUGAGUGAGCUGCAAAGAAUACUUCAAGGGCUUGGUCAGGUUGCAGUUCCACAAGAUGCCAUGGAAACUAUGCACAGAGAUACAGGUCCAAGUUUCUCUGACAUCCUGAAGCCGGAUGUUGUCAUACCGUUGUUGGAUCGUUCUCAUUUUGAAGACCGCCUUGCUCCUUACCUUCCUGAGGGUGUAAAGACGCCGGAGGCAAUAGCAGAACUCAUGCAAAGUCCUCAAUUUCAGCAACAGCUCGACAUGUUCACUCAUGUAUUGAGAAGUGGUCAGCUGGACUGGGCACAAUUCGGAAUCGAUCCUAGCAAUUAUAAUUUCACAGUGUCUUCAUUUCUGGAGGCGUUUCAAGAUCAGUUUAUAAGUAUGCCCGAUUCAGCUCAGGACGAGAACAUGCCCGAGAGCGAGAGACCUAGAGAGGUCCAAAAGCGUGAUCAAAAGAGAGGGAGGGACAAUGACGUGAUGGAAGAGGGGUUGUAAUUUUGCUUGUACACGUAUUGUAGAAUCUCUCUCAUCCAAGGUCAUUGAAUGGAUUCAUUCUUCGAGUACUAGUUGACCGGAAGUUUUCUGGUCCGGGAGUUGUUCUUACACUACUAGAACUUACACCCACAUGGCGGCUCAAAAUCUUUGUGGGAAGUCAUUGAUUAUGCAUGAGUUUUCCAUUUUAUGGCAAGCUGGCUAACCUUUGAUAUAUCCUCUGGUGCUGCUUUGUGAGAAGCACAAUGUGGCUGUACCUGAGCGAACUAUGAGGGUCUUGAGCUGUCGAUCAUAGCCUCUGGCAUGAUCCUUUAGGACCAUUUCUCUACUAUGGCCAUCAAUUAGAUGGACGGAUAGUACCAGCGAUCCAUCUACUUACAAUGAUGUAAUUCAUCUUCGAUCUGUGUCCGCUCUCGAUUCUCGUUGUUGUUUGCACACAUUUUCUUCUUCGUCCUGGUUCGUUACAUGUUGUCAGAGCACAGUGGACUAGGGUUCAAGUUUUCAGCACGGUAUGAAUGUCCACCCUCAACACCGUAUAAAGCGGAGUAACUAACCAUAGAGAGUAG
This is a messenger RNA of Marchantia polymorpha subsp. ruderalis, 3047 nucleotides long. NCBI's taxonomy places the organism in Eukaryota, Viridiplantae, Streptophyta, Marchantiopsida, Marchantiales, Marchantiaceae. The record is from the annotation of a GenBank genome assembly.